GACAGUCAUUUCUGGCGUUGAAACAAACAAUUUGCGAAAAACUUAUUUGUCCGACUAAUGGAAAGAUUAUAAGUGUAAUUACGUUAGCGAUAAAAUCAUUUAUUCAAGUUGAUAAAGUAGUGUGAAUUAAGUAAAUCAGCUACUUUAGUAUGUUAAUAUAGAGUAGAAAUGCACAUAGUUUUAAAGUUGUGAAAACAAAAAAUAUUUGGGGAAUCAGUGGUUGUGUACAGAUUCUGGAUACCAAAAUAUUGAACUAAGCGGCAAGACAUACAAUGGCAUUAUCUACUGCAGGAGAAAAUAGGCCACCUAUUCUUCAUAUACUGGUUGUGGGAUUCCACCACAAAUUAGGCUGCCAGGUUGAGUUCUCAUAUCCACCGCUAAUACCAGACACAACGGGUAAAAAUGAAUGUCCAUCUGGUUGGAAAUAUUUGCCUACAUUAGCACUGCCCGAUGGUUCACAUAACUUUGGAGAGGACACAGUUUUCUUUAAUUUGCCUAGUCUGACCGAACCAACGGAGAGUGUGUAUGGCGUAUCGUGCUAUAGACAAAUACCAAUUGAGAAAUUAAAAAUUCGCACAGCAGAUAUGACACGAAGUACAGUGCAAAAAUCAAUUGUAGUACUCGCUCGACUGCCUAUAUAUGGUUAUAUAGAGGUUAAACUCUCGUUAAUCGCGGAUGCAUUUUUUGAGAAAGGUGAUUUUUCUUGCACGGAACUACUUAUAAAAGCAUACCAACAACUCAAUGCCUGCUUAUUGGAUGAUGAAACCCAACGACCACUACGUAAUUUUUACGUUGGUUUAUCGUUACGUGAAAUCGUACUUCAAUGGCGCCAUAAGGUGCUCAUUCUUUUCAAGUUGUUCCUAUUGCAACGUCGAGUUGUGUGCUUUGGUUCACCGGUACGUGGUAUGUGUGUGCUGGUGUUAGGCAUCGCAUCAUUAAUCCCACGUCUGCUGGAGAAAGGUUUUCAAGAGGUGGCUUGUGUGCGAACAUCACGACCACUAUCACCCAUGCCGGAUUUCACCGAUUCUAUACACCAGGAGACAGCAGAAUUGAAGCAGGGUGAAGAAUAUUUAACUCCUUAUGAGAAAAAUGCUCAACAGCCAACAACAAAAAUAGUGGAAGAAGUUUGUCAGAGUGAAGAAGAUAACGGCGGUAGUGCCACCGGUGACACAGUAGAUGAUUGCACUUUGGUAUCAUCUGCUAUAUCAGCAGCGAGCCAAGCGGCUACUGAUGACACAUCAACUAAUACAUCAUCGUCGCAGUCAACAAGAGAGCUCAACCGCCUUGAUUCAUUGGAGGGAGCCGGCGACAUAGGAAACAAACGGUUUGCACGCAGCGAUUCGCUAACUCGAGAAGGCAGUGUCGACACUUUGGCAUCAACGCUAUGCACAUUAUGCUCCAUAAACCCAGACGAAUAUCGCGCACCUAUUUCAAUUUUCGCCAGUGGUAAUCUAUUCUUGCCGUAUCUUUCGUUGCCAUAUAUGGAUUUACUUAGUGAUCCAUCUGUACUGAGCUAUGUCAUUGGCACUUCGAAUGUAUUGUUCCAACAGAAACGUCAACUUGCUGACGUGUUGGUGGACGUAGAAAAUGCCAAUAUAGAUGCACUUGAUGGAGAAGUACGACGACAACUGAUUUUAAGUACUGAGGAUUUACGAUUCAUGGACUAUAUGCUUAAACAUGUGCAAUCGCCAAAAGAGGACGCUGAGGGCAGCGAGCAUUGGAUACGUGAUCAAUUUCAAGGCUAUAUUCUAGCGUUGUUACGUACGGCGGUGUGCAGCGAUGUUACUACCAAAGACAACGAACACUUCAAUGCACUUUUUAUGCAGGCAUUUAAACGCACACAAUGUUUUCAAGAAUGGUACGAUGUGCGACCUGAAGCUGAUUUUUUCGACGCUUUGCCCGCCGGACAUCCAUUUGCGGGUACACUUUCUGUAGCCGAUAUGAAGCUAAAAAUUGCACAAACAAUGCAAAACAGUGAAAGUGGUCGCAAAAUCAAUCAAGCCGUAAACACAACCAGCCGUGUAGUUGGAGUUGCACUCUCGCAGGCGAAGGGCACAUUCUCUACCUGGUGGUCCUCCAUCACUACACCUCCCACACAGGCUGCUGCCCCCGCCGAAGUUAGUGAUGGAGAGAACAGCACAGCGGUAUCUGCGAAACCGAGUAUGGAACAACAAUUGACGGAGCAGCCACAAGAAAUCUCGAUUACAUUCCAAAAAAACAUUGAAGAUCCAGAUCGCGUAAAUAUACAUAUUGAGGGCGAAAAGAAAAUGACCUGCACUGGUAGUAAUACCAGCAGUAGCGGCAGUGAGAAACUUAUUGACAGUGCUGAAGAACUAGGCGAAGACGAAGUUGUUUUGGACAAUAAGAAUAUAAGUGGAGAGGCUGAUAGUCAAACAGAUAUUAGCGGAGAACAAUUGCAACAAGGCAUUGUCGAGAUUGGGCGGGAAGCCGAUGUGUUGAAUAAACCUAAAGCCGCACCUCUGCAAACCCCAACUUGCGGCACAGAUGUGGCAAAUGAGACACCACGAGACAAUGGUGAUGUAUUUAUUGUAUAAAUUCGUUAAGAAAAUAUAAAUUUUAAUUUGUUAAUUAUUUUCUGAAAUGUUUUCGUCGAUAUUUAUUUAUUAAUUUGAACUUAAUUUAAAAAAUUUGAGUUCCCAAGCGGAAAAUAUUUUGUUUAAAAUCUCUAAUUUAAAUUAAUACGACCCGCAUUAAACUCUACUUUAUAUGGUUUAUAUUAUAUUAUAUUAUUAUUAGUAUAAAACAAUAUAUAUUUGUGCUAGUUGCCAUAAGUUUGCGCCAAAGUACUUUCAAAGAUUAUUUUAAAUGCGCUCAAGUCAAAUUAAUGAAUUUCAUACUCGUAAGAGGUUUACUUAAUAAUAAGUGUGAUUUUGGAAUCAUUUUUCAGUGUGAGAUUUAAGCCAAACGAUUCAUGAGUAGAAAUUAAAAACGAUUAAAGACAAAAUGAAUUUCUGAGCAAGAGAUUUUGUUAAUUUAAAUUUUUGUAUACUUUUCCAUUUAUGCUAAGCUCUAAAUCGUCCUAUUUUAGAAAUGUAUAAGUAUAUUAAUCGGUAAUUAUUUGAAGCUGUUCCAAGUGCAAUUUAUAUUUAACAAACGAAUUAACAACCAAUGACCUUUGAAAUGAAGCUAUAACAGAAAUUAAUUUGUAAACUGUGUGUGGCAAUAAAUAAACAAUAUAUUGAACAGAAAAUAAGAACUCAGUA
Molecule: messenger RNA, 3224 nt
Organism: Bactrocera tryoni
Lineage: Eukaryota; Metazoa; Arthropoda; Insecta; Diptera; Tephritidae
Product: late secretory pathway protein AVL9 homolog
Exons: 7
Coding region: 273-2555 (760 amino acids)
Cellular component (GO): cytoplasm
Source: RefSeq, a predicted model, not a curated record